This is a messenger RNA of Cannabis sativa, 711 nucleotides long. RefSeq lists its product as uncharacterized. Bases 1 to 711 code for a protein of 236 amino acids. Gene Ontology annotation, molecular function: RNA-DNA hybrid ribonuclease activity; nucleic acid binding. Lineage: Eukaryota; Viridiplantae; Streptophyta; Magnoliopsida; Rosales; Cannabaceae. The transcript has a single exon. The record is from RefSeq and is a predicted model, not a curated record.
AUGUCUUUUAAUGCACACAGUAAGGACAAUGACAAGCUUAGCCGAAUUGUCAUGCUGUGUUGGGCUUUAUGGUUGGCUAGAAACGAUCUAAUUUGGAAGGACCGUGUUCGAAGUGUAAGUGAUGUAGUUGCUUUUGCGUUCUCAAGUCUUGAUCAAUAUGUUAAAGCUCAAGGUAAAGGAAACAUUCCUUUACUGUCACCCCUCAAAGAUGGUGAUGGUUCGGAGCUUUGGAAAAAACCGAUAACAUGCAUCAAGCUUAACGUAGAUGCGACUAUAUUCGAUCGUGAGUCUAAACACGGGUUUGGUUGUGUGGUGAGGAACUCGAGUGGAGAGCUGGUUUCGGCUUCUGCUGGUGUGAAAUUUGGCAAAGUCUCCCCUGAGUUGGCUGAAAUCAUUGGUAUAAGAGAGGUUCUUAGCUGGCUCAAGAACCACGGCUACACUUGUGCUGAAGUUGAGACGGAUAGCUUGGUCUGCGUUGAAGCUAUUCGUCAUACUGCAAGCUACAAUUCUGAUUUCGGUCUGGUUGUGGAGGAUUGUAAAACUUUGCUUAAAAGUUUGCUAAAUGUUUCCUUAUUUUUUGUCAAGCGUUCUGCGAACCGUGCCGCGUACUUUGUUGCCCGACACUUUAUGACUCUCGCUGAAUGUAUGUUCUUUAUUAAUAGUGUUCCCCUAGAGUUGUUAUCCAUUCUUGUGAGCGAUAGCUCCUCUUAA